Molecule: messenger RNA, 771 nt
Organism: Plectropomus leopardus (leopard coralgrouper)
Lineage: Eukaryota; Metazoa; Chordata; Actinopteri; Perciformes; Serranidae
Source: RefSeq, a predicted model, not a curated record
UGUGUCUCCGUCUCAGGUGUGCAGUGUGUCCAUCAGGUGUCAUGGCUGCCCUGUCAGUUCACUGAUGAACAUGCGUUUGUGAAUAACGAGGGUCACAACGAUAUUAAGCAUAGCCACAGAGACGCUAUGCUGCAGUUUGGUCAAAAAGGAGACGCUCCAGUUAAUCCAUAUGCCAUCACUUUCCUGAUUACCGGAUCUAAGUUGGACCUGCGGCGGUACAUUGAAGGAGUGGAAGCGGAGCAGUUGGAGUGUGAGCUGCAUCGGUACAGUACAGAGGGCAACUAUGUCCGCUGGCCAGUCCAGAAGGGGGCCCAGGAGUACAACCGUUGGUUCAUCUGCAUCCUCAGAGACAUCAAGGGCCUGUUCACAGUCACCAGCUUCCUCAGACACCCCUCUGACCAGCCCGCUCCAGGACAGCACGACUACCGUAAAUGGCCUGCCAUCGGGGACAGAGACGUACUCAUCACAACAGUCGCCGUGGUCGUAAACACACAAUCUCCAUCGGUGACAGCAAGGCUGGGCUCCAAGCAAAAGCUCCACUGUCAGUUUGCUGUUGACCACAAAGUACCGGACGUCACUGUGGAGUGGCACCAGAAAGUUCCCAAACAUAUAACCAGACUCUUCAGUUAUAACAGCCGCUCAGGACCGGCCCAGGGGACUGGGGUUGAGCUCAGGGGCCUGGCAGGCGGCGAUGCUUCCUAUACUCUCCCCGUCUCCAAUAUGAGCAGUGAAGGGACGUACACUUGUUCAGUGUCGGUGAAUCCAGUGGUA